Sugiyamaella lignohabitans is the source of this 999-nucleotide messenger RNA. RefSeq names its product E1 ubiquitin-activating protein AOS1 (gene AOS1). Lineage: Eukaryota; Fungi; Ascomycota; Dipodascomycetes; Dipodascales; Trichomonascaceae. Gene Ontology annotation, biological process: protein sumoylation. The coding region runs from base 1 to 999 and encodes 332 amino acids. Gene Ontology annotation, molecular function: SUMO activating enzyme activity. Gene Ontology annotation, cellular component: cytoplasm; SUMO activating enzyme complex. The record is from RefSeq and is a predicted model, not a curated record. The transcript has a single exon.
AUGAGGAACUCGAAGAUUCUGGUGAUUGGAGUCAGUGCUGCUACGAACGAGGUGGUGAAGAAUCUGGUGCUGGCGGGAGUCGGGUCGCUGACGAUUCUCGAUGAGAAGGAGGUUCGUGCGAGGGAUUUGGGUGCCCAGUUUUUUAUUGAUGAGACUGAUGUUGGUAAGAAGAUUGCCGAGGCGGUCAAGUUUCGUGUUCAGAGACUCAAUCCACGAGUGGGUCUUGAGAUUGUCACUGCCAGCCUCGAGGAGAAGCUGGCGUCAGAGGGUGGUGAACAGUGGGUUCAGGGGUUCGACGUGGUUGUAGCGUCGAAUCUCGAUUAUCAUCAGCUGGCCCGUGUUAAUGGCUUAACCCGUGCUGCUCAUAAAAGUUUCUAUGCCACUCAGUUGUUUGGUUUGUUCGGGUAUGUGUUCACUGACUUGGUGCAACACACUUUCACUACUGAAAAAGAGAAGUCUAAUAUAGCCACAGUAGUGGGUCCAGAAACCAAGACCCGGUCUGUUAUCAAAGUCGAAACGAGAAAAGAUGGUCCGAAAUAUCUAGAAACCAUCACGAAAUCAGAGGUGUAUAAACCGUUUACCGACAUUGUCGCCGACCCACUGUUUGCUGCAAAAUACACUGCCCGAAAACUGUUGAAAGUAUCAACACUGCUUCCUAUCAUUCUCGGAUACUGGCAAUUACAAUUACAAUCCAGUUCUAACAAGAACAACGACGAAGAAGGAGCACAUCAACAAUCAACUCUGAUUGACGAGACGUCUCUGUACGAAGCAGCAGUCGACAAAGCGCGACAAUUGGGCAUUCCUGCUGCUGUCGUCAAACCCGACACAGUCCACACGUUCGUGUCGUCCCUCGACACCGAACUCUCGCCAGUGGCAGCCGUCAUCGGCGGCAUCCUCGCCCAAGACGUGCUCAACGUGCUGGGCCAGAAAGAACAGCCCAUCCAAAACCUCUUCAUCUUCUCUGGCGCCUCCAGUGAAGGUCCUAUUUAUACUGUAUAA